Messenger RNA from Leucoraja erinaceus (little skate), 10104 nucleotides. It is a transcript of the gene acap3b, whose product is annotated as ArfGAP with coiled-coil, ankyrin repeat and PH domains 3b. The record is from RefSeq and is a predicted model, not a curated record. Gene Ontology annotation, molecular function: GTPase activator activity; protein binding. Gene Ontology annotation, cellular component: cytoplasm. Lineage: Eukaryota; Metazoa; Chordata; Chondrichthyes; Rajiformes; Rajidae.
GCGUGGGUCGGGCUGGCGGAUCCUCGUCUGCUUUAGGAAGAGACAGACAGCGAGGGAGAGAAUGGCUCUGCAAGCCCGCGCCUCAAACCUUGCUCUUCUUACCAUUUUGGACUAAAUCAAAACCCGUUGCUCACGUUUACGUUGACGAACCGGGCGAUGAACAGACUAAAUGAAGGGUGAAUGCCAAACUAGAGAGAACAAUACAGUCAAAAUGACAGUGGAUUUUGAAGAGUGUGUCAAAGACUCCCCUCGUUUCAGGGCGACCAUCGAGGAGGUGGAGACUGACGUGGUGGAGAUCGAGGCCAAGCUGGACAAGCUGGUGAAGCUGUGCAGUGGGAUGAUCGAUGCUGGGAGAUCGUACAACACCGCCAACAAAUACUUUGUCAAUGGCAUCCGAGACCUUUCGCAACAGUGCAGGAAAGAACGCAGGAAAGACGAAAUGGUAUCGGAGUGCCUCCAGAAGUUUGGAGAGAGCUUGCAGGAGAUGAUUAACUACCACAUGAUUCUCUGCGACCAAGCCCAGCGGUCUGUCAGGAUGCAGCUGCACAACUUUGUGAAAGAGGAUGUUCGGAAGUUCAAGGAGACCAAGAAGCAUUUUGAUAAAGUGCGUGAGGACAUGGACCUGGCACUGAUCAAGAACGCCCAGGCCACCCGCAACAAGGCUCACGAGGUGGAGGAGGCGACAGGAACGCUCAUCAUGACCCGCAAAUGCUUCAGGCACCUGGCCCUCGACUACGUCCUCCAGAUUAAUGUCCUUCAAGCAAAGAAGAAAUUUGAAAUAUUAGAUGCGAUGCUGUCGUUCAUGCACGCCCAGUACACCUUCUUCCAGCAAGGCUACGACCUGCUUAAAGAGUUGGAUCCUUACAUGAAGAAGCUGGCCACAGAGCUGGAUCAACUUGUGAUCGACUCGGCUGUGGAGAAAAGGGAAAUGGAGCAUAAGCACGCACUGAUCCAGCAGCGGACGCUGUUACAGGACUUCUCCUAUGAUGAUUCCAAGGUUGAAUUCAACAUUGAUGCCCCCAACGGCGUGGUGAUGGAAGGUUACUUGUUCAAGAGAGCCAGCAAUGCAUUCAAGAGCUGGAACAGGAGAUGGUUUUCUAUACAAAACAGUCAGCUGGUGUAUCAGAAGAAGAUGAAGGACGCGCUAACGGUCGUGGUGGACGAUUUGCGGCUUUGUUCCGUCAAGCCCUGCGAGGACAUCGAGAGGCGAUUCUGCUUCGAGGUCGUUUCUCCCAAUAAGUGAAGUUUUGACUGCAUCCAGCAGGCAGACUCGGAGAAGUUGCGACUGGGCUGGAUCCAGGCAGUGCAGGCCAGUACAUGUGACACCUGGCGCGUGUCCACUCUAACUCUGCCCGUUUCCCCACAGAGACUGGACCGCACGGCGUCGCCAUCCACCAGCAGCAUCGACUCUGCCAGCGAGGCGCGGGACCGCAACGUGAAGGGCGAGAGCAUCCUGCAGCGGGUGCAGGGCAUCCCGGGUAACGAGCAGUGCUGUGACUGCAGCCAGGCCGACCCGCGCUGGGCCAGCAUUAACCUUGGCAUCACCCUCUGCAUCGAGUGCUCCGGGAUCCACCGGAGUCUUGGCGUUCAGUGUUCCAAGGUGCGAUCUCUUACGCUGGACUCCUGGGAGCCUGAGCUGCUGAAGUUGAUGUGCGAGCUGGGGAACAACACGAUGAAUCAUAUUUACGAGGGCAGGUGUGAGGAGCACGGACUGAAGAAGCCACAGCCCAACAGCACGAGGCAGCAGAAGGAAGCUUGGAUCAAAGCCAAAUACGUGGAGAAGAAGUUCCUGAAGAAGUUGCCGACGGCCGAGGCGCUGACAGACGCCGAGCGCAAACCGCGGCGAUGGAGCGUCAAGAAGUGCCGGCGGCACAACAGCUCCACCAAAGCCCCGGUGGCCCGGCGACGGUAUCGCCACGAUCCCGGCAACGUGUCGCCAGCAACGUUUGCUGCAGCAGCCGCACUGGAGAGAAAGUUCCGCAGGGAUUCGCUGUUCUGCCCCGACGAGAUGGACUCGCUGUUUUCCUACUUCGACACGACGGCAGGACCUCGCAGCCCUGCAGGUCUGAGCAGCGACAGUGGGCUGGGCGGCAGCACUGACGGCAGCACGGACAUCCUGGUAUUCGGCACGGUGGUGGACCGCGUCACUGAGGAAGUGGGCGAGGUGUCGGAGGAGUCGAGCGGCGAGGUGGAGAUUGAGCCGGAAGCUUCGGACUCGGAGGACGUGCGGGAGCUGCAUCCCGGGAUGCUGGUGUACAAGGCGGCUCAGGCCCGCAACCUGGCCGUCAUGGCCCAGGCCCUGGCCCACGGGGCCAACGUCAACUGGGUCAACGAUGAGGACGAGAACAAGACGCCGCUGAUCCAGGCUGUCAUCGGGGGAUCGCUCGUCACCUGUGAGUUUCUGCUGCAGAACGGGGCCGAUGUGAAUCAGAAGGACAUCCGAGAACGUGGCCCGAUUCACCACGCUACCUACCUGGGCCACACUGGCCAGGUGUGCCUCUUCCUCAAGCGGGGCGCCAACCAGAACGCGGUGGACGAUGACGGGCAGGAUCCGCUCAGCAUUGCCGUGCAGGCGGCCAACGCUGACAUCGUCACUCUGCUGCGACUGGCAAGGAUGAACGAGGAGAUGCGUGAGACAGAAGGCCCGUUUGGACAGCCAGGUCAAUAUCCCAGCAGCAGUCCCACCGAGCUCCAGUACAGGAAGUGCAUUCAGGAGUUUAUCAGUCUUAAGAUAGACGAGUGUUAGGAGGGGCCGCCCCCAGCGGGCGAUGUCACUGGGCCUUCCUCGUGGGUGGUGUCUGGGCCAGUGGGACAUUUGUCCCAUGACCGCAUUCACUGGCGUUGGUGGUGAAACAGGACUAGGUACAGCGCUCGCCUUUGUUGUUGUGUGAACAGAUAACUAGCCUUCGCCAGCUUCCAGUUUUACUGUGCGAGCUCUGUAAAUUUAGUAACUUAUGAAAGAGUUAGUGACAGGGCAUCCCUUAUCUCUGCUGGUGGGCCACUUCACCUGCACAGACCCGACCAGAUCUGAAGAAGGGUUUCGGGCCGAAACUCAAAGGAAAUAGGUAACGUUUCGGGCAGAAACCCGGAAGGGUUUUGGCCCGAAACGUCACCUAUUUCCUUCGCUCCAUAGAUGCUGCUGCACCCGUUGAGUUCCUCCAGCACUUUUGUCUACCUUCGAUUUUCCAGCACCUGCAGUUCCUUCUUAAAAACGGAGAAUUCACAGUCUCGAAACAGGAAAAAAUCAUACGGUUAGAAACUAAGAUGGACACGCAUAGUUGGAGUAACUCAGCGGGUUCGGCAGUGGGUUUUGCUGCCCGACCCCACUGAGUUAUUCCAGCGCAAUGCGUCUAUCUUCGGUUUAAACUGGAACCAGUUCCUUCCUACAGACAGGUCAGGAAUGGAGAUUUCAAUUUGAAGACACAAGGUACUGCAGAUGCCGGUUUACACAAAAAAAGUGCUGGAGUAACCCACAAAAAAGUAAAGUGCUGGAGUAACUCAGCUUGUCAGGCAGCAUCUCUGGAGGACACAGAUAGGUGACGUUUCAGGUCGGGAUACCCAAUGUCUAUCAGAGAUCUGUUUUUUUUGUAAACAAGCAUCUGACAUUCCUUGCGUCUCCAAACGAAAGGCAGAAUCAACAGGCUUACUUGUUUCAAAACGAAGGCUGUUCACAAGUCACCAAAUGUAACGUAAAAAAAACCUUCUCCGCUUUCACCAGCAACGUGAUGCCAGUUUGCAAGCCUGAUACAUGCGGCACUGCUGGGUUGAGAUGAGAAACAUGCACUCGGACUUGGCUGCAUUGGUGCUGCAGAAUCCGUUACCUUGGUCACGGGGGUAAAAUGCAUUCUGGCACAUUAGGAAGAUUUAUUAGUACAAGUGAGCUCAGUGAAACAUCCUGCACUGGGCUCACUUUAAUAACAUCAACAGUUUAUGAAUAGCCAUUUUUAACUGCCCGUUGAAUAACUUGAAAUAGGAACUAAAUAUGACUUUAUAUGAUAUUCAGCUUUUCUAUGACGCAUCUGUGGAAAUGCAGAGCGAGGAGGUGUGGAGCCAUAUCAACCUAGCUCAUUCAAACAUUUCUUUACUGAGAGGCUGCAUCCAGGAACCAGGGGCUGAGUCGUCGAGAUCCAGCUCGAGGGUUUCCUGUAACUCAGUUCCCUGGUGACACUGUGCGAAUGGUGAUUUAUCAAUGACAGACCAGCUCACCUUGUCAAAGAAUUGUACUGAUUCUGGCUUGGUGCCUGUACAGUAGGUGUUGUGUGUGUGUGUGUGUGUGUGUAGAUGAUGUGUUCAUGCUUGAUUUCCUUUAAUCGGCUGGUUACAAGUCUUUCUCAAAUCAUCAAAAAAAAAAAAAUCACACUUUUUGGGGGGGGGGAGUUCUGUAAAUAUUUAAAAAAGGAGUUUUUGUUCUGGUCGGGACAAUUUAUUUAAAAUGAAAUAGAGUAUGAAUUAGAUUAUAUGUAUAAAGCAACUUGGUGCACUUUUCCUACCUUACAGUAUUGUUUUCUGUUACAAUUUGUGAAUUCUCGCAACAAACAGUAGAAGUGUCGUUUUAAAUUGUUUAUUUAUAUGAAUUGCCCGGAGGAAUUGUGCAAUGAAAAAAAGAACCAAUACAGGUAAACUGUGUUUAUUGUUGGAGAUGUGUUUUUUUUCUUUUGUAACACCAUAGAGUGUAUUUUUUUAAAUUGACACAUUUUGUUUUGUAUUGGCCCAGUGCAGACCUAAUGUCUGAGCUUUUAGUCAGCGUGGCGCACAUCUGCGCGGUUUUUAUUCCGUUGUUUGGCAUAGAGCACACGGCAAGUUCUUAAUAGAUCUGUUUUAUUGCAUUUGGUUUUUUUUAAAGUGCUUGAUUUUUCCGCUAAGCCUCGGAUUACAGGAGAGGUUAGAUGGACUCGGAUAGCCUCGGAGUGUAAAGUACAAGACAGAAUUUCAAUUGAAGAUUUUUUUUUUUUUUUUUUUUUGCUUUUUAAAAUUGUACCUGGCGUUAGCCAGGUACAAUUUUAAAAAGCGAAAAAAAAAAAAAUCUUCAAUUGAAAUUCUGCCUUGUACUUUACAUGGAACAGUUUUUAAACUGGAUUGUCAUAUCUCAAAAAACAACUCAUCGUUUCGUAGUCUAAUGCGAGAGGCACGUUGCAAGGCUGGUAAAUAAAGUGUGCCUUUGGGCAAAAAAAGGGAACUAUAAAACACUAAUGUUUAAACGUGUCUCAAGAAGGGCCUCGACCCGAAACGUCGCCCAUUCCUUCUCUCCAGAAAUGCUGCCCGUCCCGCUGAGUUACUCCAGCAUUUUGUGUCUAUCUUCGUCAGACUCUGAAGAAGGGUCACCCGAAACGUCGCCCAUUCCUUCUCUCCAGAAAUGCUGCCUGUCCCGCUGAGUUACUCCAGCAUUUUGCGUAUACCAAUGUUUAAACGCCCCAUCCCUUUCCAGCACUCAGUGGGUUUGCCAUUCUGUGUCCAGUGUCAGGGUGAGAAUAGAACAGAGCAGGAACAGGUUCCUCGGGCUAUGCAGAAUAUCAUCCCAUGUAAGACCAAUCUCCUCUGCCUCCAUGUCAUUAUUGCUUAAUUCCUGGCAUAUCCAUGUCCCAACCAAAAGCCACUCUCAUAACUACCUCCACCACCAGUCCUGGUAGUGUGUUCUAAGCACCCAACACCCUCAAAAGAAACUUGCCCUGAAUAUCCUUUAAACUUAGUCCCCUUCACCCCAAUGCCAUGCCCUCUACUCUUUGAUAUUCCCACCCUGGAGAAAAAGGUUCUGACAAGUAAGUCUACCUUAUCGAUGGCUCAAUGUUAUAUACUUCUGUCAGGUCUCCCUCAGCCUCCAGACAAAACGACCCUAGUUUCCCUUUCCCACGACUUUCAGUCUGAAGAAGGGUCUCGACUCGAAACAUCACCCGUUCCUUCUCUCCAGAGAUGCUGCCUGUCCCGCUGAGUUACUACAGCAUUUUGUGCCUGUCCUAGUUUAUCUAACCCCUCCUUGUAACUAAAACCCUCGAUUCCAGGCAGCAUCCUAGUAAAUUUAAUUUGCACCCUCUACAAAGACUCCACAUCCUGUAACAGGGUGACCAGAGGCUGCUGUUAGGGUGCCUCAGUAUCUCUCACACAAACAGAAGAACGAGCAAACAUUCACCACACACCCCUUCCUCCCAUCGACACAUGACCUCACCACGGAGGGCGCUCUGCUUGCUGCGCCACAGUGCAUUCUAGACAUUAUCAAGUGACGUUGAUUCAGUAAAGUACUUCCACCAGAUAUUGAUCCUCACUCAGGUCUGUUUAAUGGCCAGGCCCACCGUUAUAGGGGAAACACUGGCCUCCAUAUCUUGGAUUUAUGUCACCAGCAAGUUGAAGUGGUUUACCAAGUCUCCCGACUAGAGACAAUGAAGCAGGAUUGGACUGCAGGCUGCUGGAGCUUGCUUUGUCAUUCAAUGUUCGUGUCAGUCCUGGUCCCGAGUCUGACUCCCUCAUGGUGUUGAGAUCAGCCUUGGGCAGAGAGUUAAUCGGCACGUGUCUGACCAUUAAUCUCACAGCCGCUCUCCCGCGCUAACACCAUCUCUAGAGGUUCUUAACAUCCAAAGAUGAAGUAAGGGAUAGUCAGUGGAAGCAAGUACAAUAACAUUUAAAUGACAGGUACGUGUAUGGGACAAGGUUAGAGGGAUAGAAACAUAGACAAUAGCUGCAGGAGUAGGCCAUUCGGCCCUUCGAGCCUGCACCACCAUUCAAUAUGAUCAUGGCUGAUCAUCCAACUCAGUAUCCCAUCCCUGCCUUCCCUCCAUACCCCCUGAUCCCUUUAGCCACAAAGGCCACAUCUAACUCCCUCUUAAAUAUAGCCAAUGAACUGGCCUCAACUAUGGGCCCUGCACAGGCAAAUGGGACUGGUGUUGAUGGGGCAGCAUGGGCGAGUUGGGCCAAAGGGACUGUGUCCGUAUUAUAUGACUCUAAACCCUAUCGAGCCUCCACUGCCCUCUCGAUUAGAGAAUCAACGAUUCACUAUUUCAGGCUGAGUAAAUGUUAUCAAUUUAAUUCUGAAUCACAGACCCCUUUCUUGCAGACAGACCCCAGGGUUAGACCCCCCCCCCCCUAGCCUGGGGAACUAUCCUCCUUGCUCCCUCCCUCUAUCACCAUUGCCGUUCCCCUGUAAAUUAUCAAAUUAACCAACUUAACUAAAUGAACAACUUCAUUGUUCAUAAAGUGUGGCUUUGUUGAGUUGGAAUCCAGAUCUGCUUAGAACAAUAUUGCACAGGAACAGCCACACAUGAUGCCAAGAUAAACGAUCCGCAUCUGGCUGCACACGAGGCACAUACAUCCAUAUCCGUGCGCCUCUUAAAGGGCCCGGCCCACUUUCACGACCUGAUUCACCACCAUUUUUACUCGUGGACAUUUUUCAUCAGGCUAGAAAAACGCCCCGACCUACUUGAUGCCACGAGUGCCUACGACUAGCAGCACGACCUGCCUAUGGCCUCGUGACGACCAUGCUGCGAGUACGAGUCAAGGGCAAACUCGGCAGAGGUUUGAAAGUGGGACAGGCCCUUUAAUGCUGACAUCUGUACACAACAUUCCAGUUAUCUUCCCACCAUACAAUUGAAUAUACACUCACUCGUCUCCCACACGACUCUGAGGAUUUUCCAGUUAAAAUUACUUUUUCCAACUCGAUCCUUAACGGCUGUCCCCUCAGCCCGAGGCCGAGCCUCACCCAGUAAUGGGGCUACUGGAACAGCACGUCACCUCUGUGGGAAGAGAGCUCAUUGUUAGAAUGGCCUCAGUAUCUCCAGCACAAACAGCAGAAUGAGCAGACACUAACCACUCUCUCCAGCCUCUGGGACAGACAGGCCCUCAGUAUCUGACACAAAUCAUCCACAGACUCCAGUGAGGUAGCCUUUAUAGAAACAUAGAAACAUAGAAAUUAGGUGCAGGAGUAGGCCAUUCGGCCCUUCGAGCCUGCACCGCCAUUUAAUAUGAUCAUGGCUGAUCAUCCAACUCAGUAUCCCGUACCUGCCUUCUCUCCAUACCCUCUGAUCCCCUUGGCCACAAGGGCCACAUCUAACUCCCUCUUAAAUAUAGCCAAUGAACUGGCCUCAACUACCCUCUGUGGCAGAGAGUUCCAGGGAUUCACCACUCUCUGUGUGAAAUAAGUUCUCCUCAUCUCGGUUUUAAAGGAUUUCCCCCUUAUCCUUAAGCUGUGACCCCUUGUCCUGGACUUCCCCAACAUCGGGAACAAUCUUCCUGCAUCUAGCCUGCCCAACCCCUUAAGAAUUUUGUAAGUUUCUAUAAGAUCCCCUCUCAAUCUCCUAAAUUCUAGAGAGUAUAAACCAAGUCUAUCCAGUCUUUCUUCAUAAGACAGUCCUGACAUCCCAGGAAUCAGUCUGGUGAACCUUCUCUGCACUCCCUCUAUGGCAAGAAUGUCCUUCCUCAGAUUUGGAGACCAAAACUGUACGCAAUACUCCAGGUGUUGUCUCACCAAGACCCUGUACAACUGCAGUAGAACCUCCCUGCUCCUAUACUCAAAUCCUCUUGCUAUGAAAGCCAACAUACCAUUCGCAAUGGUAGAUGUCAGUAGAUUUUCUCAGUAGAUGUCAGGGAGAAGGCAGGAGAAUGGGGUUAGGAGUGGGAGAUAGAUCAGCCACGAUUGAAUGGCGGAUGGGCUGAAUGGCCUAAUUCUGCUCCUAUCACUUAUGAACUCCAGUGGUCUUACACUUUAACUCCCAAUGUUUUUAGGUUGUCCAUGGCUGUUAGCAAAUGCCUGUCGUUCCUUGAUCGAGUUACCCUACAUUUACAUUCCAGAUUUCACCUGUAAUGCAAGAGCUGCUGGUUUUCAAUAUUGCUCAGAGGUUCGAUCUGCAAACUUAGUACAGAAAGUCUAGAUUUGUGCAUGAGAGAAAAACCUAGCUACCCUAAAGAAAAUUCCGUAGCGUUGUUUCAGGAGGAAAGAUUUAGAACGCAGUGUCCCCAAAGCCCCUGGUAAAUGAGGAGGAGUUUUUUCAAGAACUAUGUGUUAGUUGGCAACCAGAUAAAUAAAAACAGUGAUUUUUAAGAACCUUUUCCAACGACAUUCGCUCUGUUUAGAUUGAAGUGUUUUGAUUUAUCCGUCUGCCAACUAACACAUCGUUGUUCCCCCUCUGAAUGUGCCAGGUUUUCCCCAUCAGCCUCGUGAGUGGGCAAACUCAGUGCUUCGCCAGCUAUUGGGGCGGCUUUAGUUUUGUCCCAGCUGUUACCUUGCAUCAGCCUUGAGGGAGGUAACGUCCAACUCGUGUGGUCAAAUGUAAGCGUGGCUGGAUAUUCAACCCCCUGCCUCUGUUGCCAUCUUUUCUCCAGAGGAAAUGAAGCAAAAUAUUCUCACAAUACCCCGUAAAUUCACUACUUCCUUCAAAACACAAAUAGUUAAAUUGCCCAGGAAAUGAUGUUGUCCAUCCCAGGGAUUCACCCAGAUGCUUCAUCAGGGUCACAGAUUGGUCGACCCACCACCCACCUCACUGUUUAUGGAGGCAGUUUCAGGAUUGGGGCGGAGCAGGGGGAGGGAGAGAGCCUGAUAAAUGUCAAACUGUAUCACCUUGCCCCAGGACACAGGGGAGCGGUGGGGUGGAGGAGAGGAGUGGGCAUGUGGAGACCAAUUGGAUAGUUAGUAGUCGAUGCCAAAGGAUAAUUGGCAAAGUACCACGGCUAACUUUGCGUGUAUGUGAGUGUUAGAUAUCGUAGUAGAAAGUGCAAACCUGCAUUUUAAGUAAAAUUAUUGUGAAAAGUGUAGAAUUGCUAUAGGCUGCAAGUCUUGCUGUAAAUAAGCUUUGCAACUUAACCCUGUCACUGCCUGCUUGGUCAUGAGCCUGUGCAUUCUCUAUCUGUACUGAAUGUUGUACUUGGACACAUUCUGGAUCUGUAUAUCUUUGUACAAUUUACACCUGUGUCUGCUUUCUUAAUGUCUUUUGAAACACUUAAUAAAUUCAGUUUGAAAUCCUAACAAUAAAUGGUGCUGCUUCCUUUUGCUGGCUCGUUUACGACAGAUUAAAUCCUGGCACUUGCUGCCGUGUCCGUUACUGAUAUCCUCUUUAAGAAACAUUGCAUCAGUGUUAAAGUUCGCAGGAGUAAUUCCGAUGCGAAGAAUUUCAUUACUUUAGUUUU